AUGGCUCAGCCCGGAUCGUCCUCCCGACCUGGACUAUCAUCGACAUGUGAUCCUACGUCCCUGGCCAAGAUUCAGAUUCUCUUGGUGCCUAUUCAGCUGCCUGGAUCCCCCCUAUCGUCUCAACAGUUCGACUAUUGGUCACAUUUAUUCAGAUCAAGGACUUCACUCCGAAGCGAUGAUCUCUCCACCUCUCAUGCGGCGAGUCUCAAUGGCUCAGGACCAAGUGGACCAUCUCAUGGUGCUGCUAGAUCAAGCACGGGGGUAUCAGGGCAUUCGACAAGCCGGAGCAGGUUCUCACCCAAUUCCAAUACUGGAUCCAUCUCCAAGGGACCAGGAGCGGGCUUGGUCAAUCAUGUUCAUUUAUCCUACGCUGCCCACCCACCCGCUAGGCAUUUAUCCAGCUUGAGCCUUCUUCGAAUCUCCAUGUUCCCAUUGAUCGUCAUUGGCGUAGCGCUAAAGCCAACAAGUGGGGAUCUAGGAGAAUCCAUCGAGGGCUACUCCGUCGAUGGAGGUGAUACGUCUGGAGGAUCAGCUCAGGCAAAUGGACAGAGUACAGAUGGACAUGCUGGUAAUACUGGCUCUAUGCGCGUUUUCGAUGAAGCUGUCCACGCCUUGUUUCCUCCCUCUUCGCCAUUCCCACUGGUCAAGCGCCUCGUCCUCGUCCCUCCCAAACAUCCGUCACACCUCUCUCGAGGAUCAGAGAGCAAACCUGUGCGCCGCCCUGCCGAGUCAAACGAUGCGCUCGACCGUAAAGGAAAAUUUGUCGAACGUGAUGUUCUUGAGGCGCCAUGGGACAAUGAAGAGACGUGGAUCAUCAAGUUUCUAGGUGGAGUCGUCGGUGAUGUCCUCGGAGAAUUGGGAGAUCUAGUCACAGCCAUGGAAACACCUCAAGGUCUCAAGACGUUAUCAGCUACUCUCUUGCCAUCCUUGACGUCUAAUCCGAGCUCGAUCUCGCACCAAACGCUUGAAUCACUCGCAGAGGAACCUUCAUUCCCCAAUGGCGAUCGACCGAGACGCCCGAGCACUACAACACCAUAUCCUGUAUCUCACUCCCCGAUCGAAGGACUAGGCAUCGGUAUAUCGCUCAAGAGAUCCUUGACUCCCGGUGGAAGGCCAACGUCCAUCGCUGCUCCCUCUCUACCUCCAUUACAGACCAAUGCGAUCGCUUCAUCUUCUCGCGAUUCGACCCCUACGACCACCACUUCAUCAUCAUCUAAUCCUUUCCGUCGAACGUCAGGCAUCCCAUCUGCAUUCACACGAUCUUCAUCUGCAGCGUCCCUUGCCCCGCCUGCCAACCCUAACCCUUUCCCUGCCUCUACGUCCAAGUAUACCACCGCGUCUCUCGUCGGCCUCGCCGGAGGUCGAUUGUUGAAAUUGCUCGGAGACAUGUAUCUCCUAGCGGGUAUGUACACAGACGCCGUCAAGUGCUUUGAUGAUGGUGCCGAGAGGUGCAGAAGCGUCGGGGACGUCCUCUGGGAGGCCCUUGCCAGGGAAGGGCGGGCAGUAGCUGGAAUGGGAGAGGCGUGGGAAGGAAGGGAUGGCUCGGAGAUGACUCAACCAUUUCCCAACUCGCCCAUCCCCAUUGAAAUCUUGACUCAUCUCUUAUCGUCCCUCGCUUGUUUGUCCCGUGCGCCACUUCCUUACCCUUCCACCAUCCUCUCACCAAGCCCUCAAGCCAUCUCGGGGAGUCUGUCGUUCGCCACCCCGUCUUCACCUAAUCCUUCCAUCGUCGGUACUGGAGAGGGUCUCCUAGCGUACCUCCACACAAGUUUAUCGCUUCGAAUCAGUCAUUUUCUCCUGAUCAUUUGGGCUUCUUCAGGUUGGGGAUCCAUCGCUUUAUCCUCAUUAUUCUCACAUACUAUCCCACGAUCAUUUCCUCCAAGCUUGUCUCCCGAGGAAUCUCGUGAUGCCUCUGCUCGUCAACGUCGACACCGAUUCCUGUUAUCACUCCACCAGAAGUCUCAAUUGGAUCGACAGGCCAUGUUCGCACAUGCCGAAGGGGCUCUUCAACCCCAUCAUCGCGCUCUCACCAAGGCCGAACAGGUCGCCCUCCAUACUGAGGUUGUCUGGCUCGCCAGAUGGCUCGAUCUACCGCGCAAAGAGGCAUUUUUCAGUCGAGAAUUGGUCAAGCGGAUCGGAGAACUGAUCGUAGAGAGUCGUGAGGAAUCUCGAAGGCGAGGACAAGCGGGAUUCUCUCGGACCAAGAGUGCAAUACCUCUCAAUGAUACGAACGGCUCUACCCCAGCCUCGCAGUCUGUCGCGCCACGCCAGCGAGAAUCCACAGAGGGAAAUCAAAGUGUCAUUAUGCUCUUCGAACGAGCAAUGAACAGCAUGGGCCUUGAUGUCCUCUCACUCUCCACGUCGGACGGAAAACGGACGACGCUACGACAGACAGGUACGGAGCAAGUUAAACCGCCACGAUUUGGAUGGCCGGAACUCCAAGUGGAAAUGAUCAAAGAAGGCAUAUCCGUUGCCGAUAGUUUACCGGAUCAAGUUGGAGUCAUCAGACUCUGUAUGACGGCCCUCAGAGAGCUGCACAUGUAUCUCAACCCUGGAAGUCAGGGAGUCUUGGCAAAGAUGCUUCCUAACGCCUUGGCGGUAGUGAGGCGUAGAGGCAUGCCAUUGGAGAACCUUCGCUGGUGGUUACCUGGUCUGACGGUUCUCAGCAUCGAGCUGACAAAUCUGCCUCCAAAUCGUCUGCCAUUGGAACAUUCUCGAGAAGAGAUUGCUACGGAUAAGGGAAGAGAUCCGUUCCUGUAUAAUCCCAGACUUCGAGCGGCUGAAGCAGGAAAGACCGUCCUCAUCGCGAAGGAACAGACUGAUGUGUAUGUCACUUUGCGGAAUCCAUUUGCCUUCAACCUCGAGAUUCAAGAUAUGUCCUUGAUCACCGCCGGUAUAGAAUUUGUGGUCACGCCUCUUUCAGUCAGCCUCGCCCCUCAGUCUAUCCAAUCGGUCCGAAUCGUAGGCAUCGCCUCGACGGCUGGUUCCCUCCAGAUCAAAGGUGUCAGAUUGAGACUCGGCGAUGGGUCCGCUUGUGAUAUCCUUCUACCCGUUGUCGAUGACGCAGAGCGGAAGAGAAUUGUGAAGCACAAGAGUCGAGCGAUGAUGGACUUCGCCAAGACGAAGGUGCAAGGUCUAGAUGCUAGAUACACAGGUACUACGGAGCCCGAGCCCCCGAUAACAGAUCCUAGCUCCGAGAGAUGGCUGGAAUGCAGAGUCGUGGAUGAGCAACCGCUUGUCUGGAUCAAGAAGAGCAGCUUGACACACGGCACAAUCAUGCUGUACGAUGGAGAAGCAUCUUUCAUCCGGCUCACGCUUGAGAACACAUCUACUAUUCCCGUGGAUUUUGUCAAACUCUCGUUUGACGAUUCUAGCUCCAGAGCCGCUCGAGCCUUGAUAUCAGAGGGUGAAUUAACACCUCAACAUGCGCACGAGCUCGAGUGGGAUAUACUCCAUCGGCCAGUCUUGACGUGGGAUGACGAUGGCGAGUCGAACAUCCCGCCAGGUGGAAGGACAACGAUAUCGGUCAAAUGUCUUGGCAAGGUUGGAUGUACCGACGGGACUAUCCGGAUUGACUAUGGAUAUCUCAAGCGCUCUGGAGAUACAUCUUCGGUGCCUAACUCGUUCCAAACGCGACAAAUGACCUUCCCAGUCAUCUUUACUGUCUAUCAUACACUUGAACCGCACUCGUUGGACAUUGUCCGGUUCGUGCCGCCCAAUUCACCGGUAGAGUCCAAAGAUACCGAGGUCGUCGGCCUAUUUGCAGAGCAGAAUGAUUACCUCUCACCGCUCCCUACGCCUCGGACUCCGGGGACACCCAGGAUCAGAGAGAUGGAGAAGGAAUCCCUGAAGGAGGUGAUGAAGUCUGAAAUGGACGCUUCACAUUGCCUCUUUGGACUGUAUGUCAGUAAUGUGUAUGGCGUGCCGUUCGAAGUUUCUCUAUCGCGAAAAGGGUCAGGCGCUCAGGAAGCACCUCUGACUACGACUCGGCUGGUACCGCCAGGAGCGACUGAGCGAUUGCUUAUUCCUCUCCCUCGGCUGUCUCUGCCCUCAUCAACGACAUCACAACCCAUCCCAUCACUUUCGGACAGACAAUACGUCGUAGAUAAAUCGACGAGGACGCCCGCGCAGAUCCAAGAGGAACGACAAUUAUUCUGGUACCGAGAAGAACUGCUCAAGACAGUGUCCGCGACCUGGAUAGAGCCCGGAUCCAAGAGACAAGGCUUCAUGUCCCUCAGGGAUCAAGUCUUCACCGCUUCAUUGCUUGAAGUUUAUCGAUCUGAUGAUCUCGAGAUUGAGAUUGAAAUCUCAUCUCGGGAUGCCGAAAGGUUGAUCACUGGAGAGUUCAUCGAUAUAACAGUCAGACUGACGAAUCGGCUCGAAAUCCCUUACCAGCCUUUUGUCCGCCUAGAGGCUCUUCCGACUUUGAACUCUGAACCUUCCUGGGCUCAAUCAACUCCUGCUCGUCGACCUCCAUCUGGCGCUCCACCCGUUCAUAAUCUGAAGAACGUCAUUUUGGACGGGUGUCUGGGUCAGGUUCUACCUCUCAUACAACCCGGUGAGAGCUCGACACACUCGCUCAGUGCAAUCUUCCUCGCUGCGGGUUCUUACUCCUUCCGAGCCGCUGUGGAUGAGGUGGUAUUCCAAGCCAGAGACAGUGGCGAUGAAGUCAAACCCCCUCCAAGAGUCAGGUUCUCUCCCCUCGUCACGGUCAAUGUGAUGACAGAGUAG
This is a messenger RNA of Kockovaella imperatae, 4731 nucleotides long. RefSeq names its product transport protein Trs120 or TRAPPC9 TRAPP II complex subunit-domain-containing protein. Gene Ontology annotation, cellular component: trans-Golgi network. The coding region runs from base 1 to 4731 and encodes 1576 amino acids. The record is from RefSeq and is a predicted model, not a curated record. The transcript is spliced from 11 exons. Lineage: Eukaryota; Fungi; Basidiomycota; Tremellomycetes; Tremellales; Cuniculitremaceae.